Molecule: messenger RNA, 1902 nt
Organism: Caenorhabditis remanei
Lineage: Eukaryota; Metazoa; Nematoda; Chromadorea; Rhabditida; Rhabditidae
Exons: 8
Coding region: 1-1902 (633 amino acids)
Biological process (GO): potassium ion transport; transmembrane transport
Cellular component (GO): membrane
Molecular function (GO): voltage-gated potassium channel activity
Source: RefSeq, a predicted model, not a curated record
AUGCUGACGACAAGUGGGUAUCCAAAUGGAGCUUCGUUGCGUUCAUCUAUUGACGAUUCACCCCAAGAUCAGAAUGAAGAUGAAUCGGAAACUUUUCUACUUGGAAUGGUAACUGGUGAUGGAUUAGGAAAGAUGUUCAAUGCUCGUUACCGAAAUAUAAAGGAGAAGAAAGCAGCAAAGAUGACAUAUCGAGCAUUGAUUUACAAUUGUCUGGAACGACCAACUGGAUGGAAAUGUUUUCUGUAUCAUUUCAGUGUGUUUCUGAUCGUUUUGAUUUGUCUUAUCUUAUCUGUUUUAUCAACUGUUGAAGAGCAUAGUCAUUUUGCUGCGGAACUUCUUUAUAUUCUCGAAAUAUUUCUCGUUAUUUUCUUUGCCAUUGAAUAUAUUGUCCGGUUAUGGUCAGCUGGAUGCAGAUCAAAGUAUAUUGGAUUCUGGGGAAGACUGAAGUUUGCCAGGAAACCAAUUUCUUUCAUUGAUCUCUGCGUUGUUCUUGCCAGUUUAACAGUUAUUUGUAUAGGAAGUGAGGGCCAAGUAUUUGCAACGAGUGCUAUCAGAGGAAUCCGAUUUCUCCAGAUUCUGCGAAUGCUUCAUGUGGAUCGACAAGGGGGUACAUGGCGACUCCUCGGAUCCGUUGUAUUCAUUCAUCGUCAAGAAUUGAUCACAACUCUUUACAUUGGUUUCCUUGGUCUCAUUUUCUCAAGUUAUUUUGUUUAUCUAGCCGAGAAAGAUCAUGUGGGAGUGGACGGGCGUCAAGCAUUCACAAGUUAUGCGGAUGCACUUUGGUGGGGAGUGAUAACAAUGACAACAAUCGGAUACGGUGAUGUCGUCCCUCAAACAUGGACUGGACGAAUCGUCGCUUCUUGUUUUUCUAUUUUUGCCAUCAGUUUCUUCGCUUUACCAGCUGGAAUUCUCGGAUCUGGAUUUGCGUUAAAAGUACAACAGAAACAGAGACAGAAACACUUCAAUCGUCAGAUUCCUGCUGCAGCAACAUUAAUCCAAUGUCUUUGGAGAUGUCAUGCAGCAGAAAAAAGAAUAUCUGCCACUUGGAAUGCACACGUGGAUCCGUUGGCUCAUGAAACAAAAGAGACACAUCAUGGACAUGGAAAGAAGCAAUCAUCCAUGGACUAUAGUAAUGUUUCAAGAAAAAGACAGUUAUUCAAAAAACAAUCGAGUCUCGUGAAUACUUUCCGUAGAAAAGGUUCACCUUCUGCUGAUGUUGAAAUGGGAGAGAUGAAUCAUCAAGAACGUCUUCUUCGCCAUGAACGGAACUCGGAUACAGAUGACGAGAAACGAGUAUAUCGAGUUGGAACAGAUAUAGAAAUAGAAUACGAAACAGAAGAAGCGAAUACUCCAACAAAACUACAUCCAGAUAAUCAUAUCAGCCAUGUUUGUGAAUUGACAGAAGCACAUCGAAAUGCAAUCAGAGCAAUUAGAAAAGUGAAGUAUUUUGUAGCGAGAAGAAGAUUUCAACAAGCAAGAAAACCGUAUGAUGUACGAGACGUUAUUGAACAAUAUUCACAAGGACAUUUGAACAUGAUGGUCAGAAUUAAAGAAUUACAGAGGAGAUUGGACCAAACACUUGGAAAACCAGGACAAUACGAUGGAAAAGGGUCUCGAAAGGGUCACCCAGUGACGAUUGGUUCCAGAUUGUCGCGUCUAGAAUUGCAGAUGUCGAGUCUCGAUCGAAAAGUAGAGUCUAGUAAUCGAACACUGAAUGCUCUUUAUCGACUCAUGGCCGACAGAAACUCGUUGACAAUUUCUCCGUCACCUCCAGCAUUGAUAAGUAGACCAGUGUCACCUGCUAACUGUUUAUCACCAAGAGAUCAAUUGUCUCCAACAAGUAUCAGCAGUCAAAGGUCAGGAUCUCCAAGUUAUACACUGGAUCCGAAUGGAUGGCAUUGA